GAAGUUAGAAGACUUUACCAGUGUGCUGCGUGCCGUGGACAGGGUUAUAAGCGGGAAUCCGGCAGCUGAGGGUUGCUCUGUGCUGAGGCCGUGGACAAGGGCGGCACUGUUGGUCGUGCUCCUCCAUCCUAGCCAUCCUCACCGUACCUCCCUUACCUGCCUGACGCACGACCAGCACUAUCACCUUGCCUUAGUGCCCUGAGUGCUCCACCGCGAACACUUGAAAAACAAAUCCUUUCCCAGUGAAUCUCUCGAGUUAUUGCGAGUUAACCAGCACUGGAGAUCAAAAGAAGGCACGUCACGAGCGGUCUUCCUGCAGGUGGCGGCAGCGAGGGACUCUACUAUCAAGGGAAGAGGGCGGGAGAAGCCCCUCAAGUCAGAUGGGUUCAAACAAAGCGCUGUUAAAUCGUAAGGACUGUGGCAUGGUGGUGAAGCGGUGCACAGAUUGUUAGCUCGUCUGUACAUGCCCUGCUGCAGAUUCGAGGAAUAUAAUCAGUAUGGUUCCAGUAACUAGAAAUUAAUCGUCUGCCUCGCUUGUUCAAACAAAAGACAGGUGGGGAGUGAAGCAGCCGGUUUCACGUUCUCCAUGGUGGUGUGAAAACCGACUGUCCAGGACCCUUCAGCAUCAUGGCCACCCGAACAUUGAUACGUUCAAGAGGAUUAGUGAUGGUGGUGGUGUUGGUCGCGGCGUCAACAAACUGCAGCGCUUCCUCUAUUCUACUUCACCCAGACGCCUCCCUCCCUUUGUUAGCGGAGCAAGAAGACCCACGCCACGGACUGAGUAACCUCACUCACAACGCACCGUCCUUCUCCGUGCUGCAGGACAAAGAGUACGGAGACAACGGGGGCUUCUUCCUCGAUGAGUUUGAAGCAGUCACGAGAUCAGACACGCUGGAGUGCCCGAGUGCUAACGUGAUCACAACUCGCUACAAGUGUCAAGUGAAGGAUCAGUGGGUGGACUGCUACCGGAGACACUGCUGCCAGGGGUACAACUUUGUGGCCGGGAGAUGCCUCCCGGACAGCGUGGACCCUUGCUCACAAAACUUCUGCGAGCAAAAAUGUUCUGUGUACUUCGGACGAGUCAUCUGCACUUGUUUCUCUGGCUACAGGUUCAGUCCGGAAAACCAUAAGAGAGGGAUUACGCCUGUGUGUCUGGACAUUGACGAGUGUUCUAGCGGGACCGCCGUCUGCCAACACGAGUGCAUCAACGAACCAGGCUCUUUCAGGUGUUCCUGCCGUCCAGGUUUCCGCCUUCGAGGAGACAACAUCACUUGUGAGUUGGAGAGCGAGGGUGGGGCUGUUCCCUCUCCCAGGCAAUGGGACGCCUCAUCCCCCCCAGAGUCCGCCCAAGCCCGCGAGCGUUCUCAUAGGCGUAACCAAGGCAACGAGUGUUCCGCGUCCUGCUCCUCCGUUGGACAAAUGGCAGCAAAGAUAAGGAGUCUUGAGGAGAAGAUCGACGCUCUCAGUACCGCGGUGAGACUGUACAGCUUUGCCGCUGGUCUUCCUGGCCCUGAAGGUCCCCCGGGGCCCCCAGGAUCUUCAGGACCCCGUGGCUUUCCAGGUCCAGCAGGGUCCCCAGGGCCGCCGGGGGAAGAAGGGCCGCAAGGGCCCCCGUGGACGGCGCCUCCAAAGACAACGGUUGCGCCGUUGCCGGCUGAUGAACCUUUCACGAAAGAAGAUUUUCCCCUCGACUCAUGGACAGUCAUCACAGGACAAGGCCGCCGCAAGUUUUGCAGGUGUCGUCGAGGAGCUGUGGGACCGCCAGGAGCGAGUGGGAAGCCAGGACCGAGGGGACUGCCAGGGAUCCCCGGAGUGCCAGGGGAGAAAGGAGAUCCAGGCUCCUUUGACUUCCUUAACCUCAUGAUCGCCGAUGUCAGACACGACAUCCAAAAGCUCCAGGAAAAAGUCUUCGGCGACGAGUUGCCUGAGCCUUACGACCUGGCAGCAGCAGUAGCACGAGGAGAGGCAUCCCAGGCGGCAUGGCAGAAGAAGUAUCGUUCCCAGCUGCAAGAAAUCGUGACCGAAGAAUAUGAUAAUAGGAUAUUCGGAGCAGCUGCUCGUUUUCAGCCACAUCUUCUUCAGCUUGGAGGGGCAAUGCGGGCUGAUCAACUUCAGGAUGACUCAGGCAAUUCAGUGACUGAGGCGUCCAAAAUACCCCAGCCCAGCCCCAGACCUGCACUGUCCCAAAUGAUGCGGCCGGAUCCCUCCACUGAAGAAGAUAGCAUUGUUCAUGAGCAGGUACUGACAGUGGAAGGACACACUCCAUUACCAAUAGACUUCCCUGAUGGUUUCUAUGACACCCAUUUGGUCCACGGCGACUCACUACUGGAGGAGUACAUAUCGCACUACGACUAUAGUCAGUUGCCAGAAGCGCAUUACAUAUCAGACUACGCACUGGACGCACCUUUUCCAUCAUCGCAGAUUCUGUCAUUUUCACCUUCACGUACCUUUCACUCAGCUGGCCCGUCGGCUAUUACCGCUGACAGUUCUCUUCAUCCAUCACCUAGUCAGGCCCGAGCCUCCCCUGGUAGAAGAUCGUUGGCUGACGACUCAAUGCCAGCUCAAGGAGAGAGAGAAGGGCAAGUGUAUGAUCAGCUGAACAAUGUGCCUAUUGACUUGUUUUCCUCUCAGGACUCAGAAACGUUGGAGUCCAAGAUGCAACCAACGAUGACACUUCAAGCAAGAAGUUCCCCAGAUCUUUCAAACAGAGACUCCAACCCUAUAGACGCUCCCAGAAGACUUAGCUCUCAAGAGGAAGUCACGAGGGAUAACGAUAACGUUAAUGAGGAUAGGAAUGGGAAUAAGGAUUCUUCUACUUCAGUGUUAGAAAUCAAUAGGUCACGCAUUAGAGAAUCUGAGAGGCUGAUCGAGAUGCUGGACGAUAUUCUUAGGGAGGUAAAUCUCACAGAACAGCUCUCCCGUACACCUCGAAAUCCAGAUGAAUCUUCGUACUUCCAAAGCGACUUUCCACAGCAUACCAUUUCGAUGCAUACCUUCAGCGACGCCUCCUACAGCUCCUAUAUCAAAGACAACAACUCUGAAGACACAGGCACAUUUCCCUUAGACACCUCAGAAACUUCCCAGAGGACCGACGACACUCCAAUGACCUCAUUUGUUAGUACCACCUCGUCGAGCCCUCAAGAACCAGCGCCUCAACUCUCUCAGGAAGAAGGGGAUGUCGCGUGAAGAAAUGACUGUCCCUCCAGCAGCUGCAUAAAUUACCGUAAGUCGUCGGAGUUCAUAAGCCUUCGUGAUUUUACGAUUCUGUAGCUGAUAUUUGUUAGUUGUCUGGAUGCCUUUCCUCUACCUAUGUAUGUACGUAUGUUAUCGACAGUGCUACUUUCAUUACUUCUCUUAUUAUUAUCAUUAUCAUUAUGAGUAUUGUUAGAGUUAUUGUCAUAAUAUUAUUGCUAUUAUCAUUAUCAUAAUUAUUAUUAUCAUUAUUAUCAUUAUUAUCAUUAUUAUAAUUAUUACUAUUAUUAUUAUUAUCGAUAUUAUUAUAAUUAUCUUUAUUAUUAUUAUUAUUAUUAUCAUUAUUAUUAUUAUCAUUAUUAUUAUUAUGAUACUUACUAUUUCAUUCUAUAAUUUCAUUUAUUCUGUUACUCUAAUUGUUAUCAUUGUCAUGACUAUUUCUAUAAUCAUUAAUGUACAACCACUAUACGUAUAUAUCUGAAAUAAUGAAGUGAAGACGCUCGUUUAUGAACUAGGAAGGCUGUACUGGGACAAAAAUAAAUAAUAAAUAAGUAAA
Messenger RNA from Portunus trituberculatus (swimming crab), 3748 nucleotides. RefSeq lists its product as uncharacterized. The transcript has 10 exons. The record is from RefSeq and is a predicted model, not a curated record. NCBI's taxonomy places the organism in Eukaryota, Metazoa, Arthropoda, Malacostraca, Decapoda, Portunidae. The coding region runs from base 628 to 3186 and encodes 852 amino acids. Gene Ontology annotation, molecular function: calcium ion binding.